AUGACAACGCUGAUGGCUUCGCUUCUUUGGCUACUUGCCUACCUGAGCUGUGUUUCAGCGGUUCCCGUCGAGGUGUUUACCAGCAACGACACCUCCAUAGCACUGCAAUACCCAUACUCCCUCCAACUCCUUCUUAGCGUCGUUGCGAUCCACCAAUACCGCUGGUUCAUCUACCAAGGCCCUCAAGGUAUCGCUGUCGAUCCCUGUGAGGAUCAUGACGGCCAGAUGCCUGCGGAAUUCAAGCGCGUCUUCUAUGGUGUGAUGUUCCAGGAUGAGGAUGAUGCUAUCAACCAUCCCCCGUUUCCCGAUCGCAAGGUAUACACCAAGAUCGAAUACUCUAAUUACGAUGACUGCAAGUACAUAGGCACGGGUAUCGAUGCUGGGCAAUUCCGAUGUGGAGACCACUACAUCAUUGAUUGCGCGAAGGACCCGAGAUAUGAUGAGGCUACUAUCAAGUGUGAUGAUGAUCAGCUGCCGAAGUUCCAUCGAGGGUAUAAUUGCGAGUUCUAA
This is a messenger RNA of Alternaria arborescens, 510 nucleotides long. RefSeq lists its product as hypothetical. The coding region runs from base 1 to 510 and encodes 169 amino acids. NCBI's taxonomy places the organism in Eukaryota, Fungi, Ascomycota, Dothideomycetes, Pleosporales, Pleosporaceae. The transcript is spliced from 3 exons. The record is from RefSeq and is a predicted model, not a curated record.